Messenger RNA from Apis laboriosa (Himalayan honeybee), 910 nucleotides. RefSeq names its product MAD2L1-binding protein. NCBI's taxonomy places the organism in Eukaryota, Metazoa, Arthropoda, Insecta, Hymenoptera, Apidae. The transcript has 2 exons. The record is from RefSeq and is a predicted model, not a curated record. Gene Ontology annotation, cellular component: nucleus. Bases 142 to 897 code for a protein of 251 amino acids. Gene Ontology annotation, biological process: regulation of exit from mitosis.
UUAUGUAAAUAUUUUGACACAUAAAUAAUGUGUUCAUAAAUUCAUAAAGAUAUAUUUUUACAAAAAUAUAUAUAUAAAAUACGAAUCUGUCAAUUAGGUUAAAUUUUAACGUAUUUAAAGUGUCAAAAAGCAAAAGUUAAAAUGAAUAUUAAUGUAACUUUAGAUGAACCUUUAACAAGUAAUAAUUGUGUGAAACUUGUAAUUGAACUUCUAAAGUAUAUUUUAUAUCAAAAACAACAAAUACCAUUUACUUAUGAUUCAUUAUCUCAAUUACAAAUGAAAUCAACUGAUAGAAAUUUGUCUUCUAUAAAAACAUUAUUAAAUACUCUGAAAAGCACAUCAGAGCAGUUAAAUUCACAAUUUCAUCUCAAAAACUGCAAAAUCAAAGAAAUUGCUAUACUUAUUGGUGCUACAAUAAUAUCACCAAAAUUACAUGUUAGGAUUAUAUUUCCAUCUGAUAUUCUUAAUAGUCAAGAACAUUUUGAAUGUAAACAUGCUUCUAGGAAACCUCUCUUAAAUUUAAUGAGAUCAAUGCUAGAAUGUUCAGAAUUUCAAGAUGCACUGACUUUACCAUUGAAUCCUACAAAUACUUUUGUGUUAAUACAAAAAAGUGAUAAUAAUACAAUAUCAGAUUUUUUUUUACCUAAACCACAAUAUAUACCUCCUAUACAGAUUUCAAACUAUUUUAUAAUUAAAUUACAAUAUAAUGAUCAAAAAAAACUAAAUUGUAAUUGCAUAGAUAUAGUAAAAGUUUAUAAUGAAGUAUCUGAAUCUAAUAUUGAGUCUAAAAACAAAGAUAUUGAAUUUUUAAAUAAUUCAAGAAUUAAUACCACACAUGUAUCCUAUCAAUGGUAUCAAUCCAAAGAAGUAAUUAAAGGAUUUAAAUUUUUAAGAUGACUAUAGAUUAUUA